Ziziphus jujuba (common jujube) is the source of this 877-nucleotide messenger RNA. Its product is annotated as uclacyanin-3-like. Gene Ontology annotation, molecular function: electron transfer activity. The transcript has 2 exons. Lineage: Eukaryota; Viridiplantae; Streptophyta; Magnoliopsida; Rosales; Rhamnaceae. Bases 115 to 675 code for a protein of 186 amino acids. The record is from RefSeq and is a predicted model, not a curated record. Gene Ontology annotation, cellular component: plasma membrane.
CCGCCUAUAUAAUAUACGUGUUACGUGGUUAACUAGACGCCCUUAUCCAUCUCUCUCUUUCUCUUUCACUUCUCUUUCUGUCUUUCAUAAUCAAAUUAAGGAUUUUAAUAAGAAAUGGCAGCCAUGACAAUAGCCUUGGUGAUUCUGAUGGUGGCGGCUGCUCCGGCAGUCCAAGGAGUGGAGCACAUUGUCGGUGGCGAUAACCAAUGGAGCCAAGGCGUUGAUUAUGUAGCUUGGGCUGCUUCCCAAACUUUCACCGUCGGCGAUACUCUUUUGUUUGUCUAUGGUACUACACACAAGGUGGACGAAGUGAACGAGGCUGAUUAUAAAAACUGCAAGUUCGGCAAUGCAAUUGACAGCCAUGACGAUGGAAAUACUUCAAUAUCUCUUACAAAAGUUGGUUCAUAUUACUUUGUAUGCCCAAUCUCUGAUCACUGUACCGGGGGCAUGAAGCUUUCGGUCAAUGUUGUGGCAGCAACCCCAGGCCCAACUGGAAGCCCACCAUCACCAUCGGGCUCCACCUCCCCAACUUCCCCGAACACUCCCCCCACCACCCCCUCCGAGACAGUGCCACCACCGCCGUCACCGGCUGAGGCGGCAAGUAUUGUUUGUAACAUGAAGAUGCUUGGGGUGACAGUUGUGUUGGCAGCCUUGUUGGUUGCAUUCAUGGGCUAGGGGAGAGGCAGUGCUAUUGGAUUUAGACAUAUAUGUUUGUGUUGUUGAUUUUGUGUGAUUUUCUAUUAUCAUCGUAUGAUGUAGAUUUUAUUUUGAUUUUAUAUUAAUAUUGUUUAUGGAUGAAUAAUCGUUUCUUAUACAAAUUCAUAUCCAUUAUAUUCAUAAAAGGAUUUGGAUAGAUUUAUUUAUUUGUCUUUCUGAA